Molecule: messenger RNA, 1363 nt
Organism: Dictyostelium purpureum
Lineage: Eukaryota; Evosea; Eumycetozoa; Dictyosteliales; Dictyosteliaceae
Exons: 1
Coding region: 1-1305 (434 amino acids)
Source: RefSeq, a predicted model, not a curated record
AUGAAAAAAUUUAAAUUAAUUUUAAAUUUAUUUGUUUUAACAACAACUUUUAAUAUAAUCUAUGGCUCUCAAUGUACACAAGAUUAUCAGUGCGGUACUUAUCCCUAUGCUGCAUGUAAUGGUGCUUUAAAUUUAGGCUAUGGUAUUGCAUACAACUCAAAUAAUAAAAAUUUAAUAGUUUCAGGUAAAUAUAAUUCAAGUGAUUAUGGUCCAUUUGGUUAUCCAUAUAUUUUUGAUCUUAGUACCAACGUCAACAAUGGAUCAGAAGCAACAUUAGAAACAAAGAAUAAAAUAUCUGGUGAAAUUUUAUACCCAGGAGCAGGUUUUACAACUUUCUAUAAGAUUUAUCAAUAUGCCCCAAUCCACAAUUACCUCUAUAUAACCUUUUAUCAAGCUGGAAGCAACAUUUACGCCAUGUAUGAUCAAGCUACCUCAACUAUUAAACAAAUUUUAAAUAUCUGGGGUAUUCCUUUCACUGUUGGCAUUAAUAAAGAAGAAACAAUGACUGUUUUCGGUGAAUAUGGUAUUUACUUGAUCAACACUAUACCAAAAGAAAGAUCCGAUUUCUUAAAUGCAACAGUUUUAUAUCAAAAUCAAAUCACCAAUGGUAUUAUUUUAGAUGGAAAAGAUAUUUAUAUUUCAACCUAUGAUGGUAAAUUUUAUUUAGGUAAUACCGAUUGCAGAAAUUGUACCCAAGAUAAGUUAAAAUUAAUUUACACAGAUUCCUCAGCCCAAACCAGUACUGGAUUUUUAAAGGUCAAUGAUAUGAUUUACUAUUCAAAUGAAGGUGGAAUCAAAGGUUUUUCAACACAAGGAGAUCACCCAGUUCAAUUAACCAAUGAUAGUAUUUCAUCAAUGACUACAGACGGUGAAAAAAUAUAUUACAUUACCACAGGUACCACCACCUCAUCAUUUACAAACAAUGGUGUAGUCAAGUCAGUAACCUUACCAACUCCAAGUAGUGAAAGUAAUAAACCAACAUUAAUUUAUACACCAAAAUCAGAUAAUCAAUGUCAAUGUGCUGUUGGUUUUACAGGUGAUAAAUGUGAAAAAUGUGAUGGUAAAGUUCUUUGGUUCAAUGGUAUUCCACAAUGCACACCAAUUAAUCCAGUUACAGGUUAUCCAGAAACCUGUUAUACCAGUCAAGAUUGUUCAAAUAGUCAAUUUAUAAACUGUAAUUCAAAUUCCCAUUGUGAAUGUUUACCAGGUUUUACUGCCACUAAAAAUGAUUGUAUUUGUUCAAAUGGUGAAGUUGUAUGGACCCAAGGUUAUCCAUCAUGUGUUAAUCAUACUUCAACACAAUAAUUUUAAUUAUAUUAUAUUUUUUAUAAAAAAAUUAAUAAAUUAAAUUUAAUUAAAACCU